Molecule: messenger RNA, 1702 nt
Organism: Lolium rigidum
Lineage: Eukaryota; Viridiplantae; Streptophyta; Magnoliopsida; Poales; Poaceae
Product: CLP protease regulatory subunit CLPX1, mitochondrial-like
Exons: 15
Coding region: 137-1678 (513 amino acids)
Biological process (GO): protein catabolic process; proteolysis; proton motive force-driven ATP synthesis
Cellular component (GO): mitochondrial matrix
Molecular function (GO): proton transmembrane transporter activity; ATP binding; ATP hydrolysis activity
Source: RefSeq, a predicted model, not a curated record
ACCCUUCCUCCGCCUCCCAAAAGCCGCCCCCUUCCCAAAGAAAAACCACCACAACUCGCGCCGCCGCCUCCUUCUCCGAUCUCCUCCGUCUCCCCCUCCGAUCCCCACAGGAGCCGUCGCGGCCGAGGACAGAUCCAUGGCGGCGCUGGGGUCGAAGCUGGCGCAGCUGCAGGGCAAGGCCUGCGAGGCGACGAGGUUCGUGGCCAAGCACGGGUGCGCCUACUCCAAGAACCUCCUCGAGAAGAACAAGCAGUACGUCGUCGAGCCGCCCACCGUCGAGAAGUGCCAGGAGCUCUCCAAGCAGCUCUUCUACACCCGCCUCGCCAGCCUUCCUGGCCGCUACGAAUCAUUCUGGAAGGAGACCAGCCAAGUGAAGCAGCUGUGGAAGAACAGGAAUGACCUGAACGUGGAGCACGCCGGCAUCGCCGCGCUGUUUGGCCUCGAGUUGUACGGGUGUUCGUCGAAAACCUCCGCAGAAAGUAAUGCUAGUACCAGUGGCAACGACGAUACUGAACUGGAAAAGAGUAACAUCCUUCUGAUUGGGCCAACUGGAUCAGGUAAAACACUGCUGGCGAAAACAUUAGCUCGCUUCGCGAAUGUGCCGUUCAUGAUUGCUGAUGCAACUGCGAUUACGCAGGCUGGGUAUUCAGGUGAAGACGUGGAAUCAAUGGUCUACAAACUUCUAGUGGCUGCGGAUUUUAAUGUCGAAGCUGCAGAGCGUGGCAUCAUCUAUAUUGAUGAAGUUGAUAAGCUUGCAAAACAGGUUGGUUGUCAGGAGGAAUGGAGGGAUGUCUCUGGAGAGGGUGUCCAGCAAGCACUGUUAAAGAUCUUUGAAGGAACAGUGAUCAAUGUGCCAAGAAAAAGAAGUCGAGAUAGCACGUCCGAUGGUUAUGUUGAGGUUGAUACGAAAAAUAUACUCUUCAUUUGUGGAGGUGCCUUCUCUGACUUGGGCAAGAUUAUCUCAGAAAGGCAUCGUCGCUCCCCUUUUGGCUUUGGAACACCAAUAUGCCGUGAAUUGCGGGAUCAUGCUUUGACGAAUGCUCUUGUGGAAUCAAGCUUGCUUCACGAUGUCGAGAACGAUGAUCUGAUUGCCUAUGGCUUGACACCAGAAUUUAUUGGGAGGUUACCAAUAACAGUUGGCUUAACUCAUCUCACUGAAGACCAAUUGGUUCAGGUUCUCAGAGAACCCAAGAAUGCAAUAGGAAAGCAAUACAAGAAGUUGUUCAAAAUGAAUAAUGUCAAGUUACAUAUUACUGAAAAUGCUUUGAGACUAAUAGCAAAGAAAGCUGCUGCGAGAGAAACCGGAGCGAGAGGUCUACGAUCCAUAAUGGAGGGCAUUUUGACAGAAGCAAUGUUUGAGAUUCCUGAUGCAGGAGAGGGGAAAGAGAAGAUAAUUGCUGUUCUUGUUGACGAAGAAUCCGUAGGGCCAGUGUCACGGCGAGGAUGUGGGGCCAAAAUUUUCCGAGAUGAUGGAGCUCUGGAAUUGUAUAUUUACCAAAAUAAUAUCAGAGUGCCUGGGCUAAUUCAUGGGCCAAAACGCAAUGUCAUUUUCAGUUUCUGCCUUAUAGUAGUUCUUUCCGCUGCUAAGCUAUGGGUUUAUCAUACGUUUCAUUGUUUCUCCUCGGUAUAUGCAUGGAUUGUAUUGAUACUAUGUAAGGCAAACAUUUUUACGCAAUGAAGUACAGUACUAUUUCAGAUGUUU